Molecule: messenger RNA, 7393 nt
Organism: Oryzias latipes (Japanese medaka)
Lineage: Eukaryota; Metazoa; Chordata; Actinopteri; Beloniformes; Adrianichthyidae
Product: membrane-associated phosphatidylinositol transfer protein 2
Biological process (GO): phospholipid transport
Cellular component (GO): cytoplasm
Molecular function (GO): phosphatidylinositol transfer activity; phosphatidylcholine binding; phosphatidylcholine intramembrane carrier activity
Source: RefSeq, a predicted model, not a curated record
GCUUUCAAGAUUGAAGUCUUGCAUAGGUUCAGACUUCAGGAGUGACAAGUUACAAUGGCGAGAGCUGCUCAUUUGACUGUACGUCGUCUUCUCCGGUUUUGUGGACCCUGGAAGAAGCUGCUGGUCUGAAUCCGUGAACGUUUCAUGGUUUUUUUUUUGACAGGACCAAUCUAACCAGUAAUUCAUGGAGGGGUAGGCUGGAUAUUCAAGGACAUUUUUAUCGUUACCAUAGCUACUUUGGCCUUUUCUAUCGAUUGAGGAAAUCCAGCGUGUUGCCCUCCCGCGCAAUGAUGUGAUCAGAUUUGGUAACCACUGUCUGUCUGGAGCUGUGCUCGAUAGAACCAAACAGGCUGUUCGUUUUGUGAUGCUUGCGGGCUGGUCAUCUUUACUCGUAGUACCCGCGCCCCCUUCACUGCAAACGGCGAUUUAAGGCAAUCAGCCGCGGACUUUCGGGGCAUUUUUUUGUUUUUGCUUUUUUUUUUUAGAGGGGGAGGGUCUAUAAUGACAUCGAUUCCAAACAUAAUCAAACCAGAUCCCGACUACUGUCACCGAGGAAACCCAGCCUCAGUGAAGGAAGUCGUUACAGUUUAACUUAAACCCCCCCCAGAGAAAGGCGGGUCAACUUUUGAUGAUUGUGGUGGAGGUGCAUCAGGUCCAGGAGUCAUCCAUGUGAAGAUCAGCUGCCGGUUUGACGCAUCUCACAUAGGAGCGGUUGGAGUCUCUCCUUUUCCCUCUCCCCUCCCUUCCCUCUGCCCUUUCCACCCCAUCCCCUUGUCAGUCUUCUCCCUCUUUCCUGUCUGUUUGAGAUUCACCAUGCUUAUUAAGGAGUACCGCAUCCCCAUGCCUAUGAGUGUGGAGGAGUAUCGCAUCGCCCAGCUCUACAUGAUCCAGAAAAAGAGCAGAGAGGAGACCUGCGGUGAGGGUAGUGGAGUAGAGAUACUUGAAAAUAAGCCCUACACUGAUGGCCCCGGUGGGACGGGUCAGUACACUCACAAGGUGUAUCACAUCGGCAUGCACAUUCCCAGCUGGUUCCGUUCCAUCCUGCCCAAAGCAGCCCUGCGGGUUGAAGAGGAGUCGUGGAACGCCUACCCUUACACCCGCACCAGAUACACCUGUCCCUUCGUUGAAAAGUUUUCCAUUGAUAUCGAAACCUAUUACAAAUCGGACACAGGCAAUCAACCAGAUGUCUUUAAUUUGUCUGCAGCUGACAAGAGGCAAAGAACUAUAGAUCCCAUUGAUAUAGUUACAGACCCCAUUGCCCCUCAUGAGUACAAAGCAGAGGAAGACCCAAGGUUUUACAAGUCAGUCAAAACCCAGAGGGGUCCUCUGAGGGACGAUUGGAUCGAGGAGUACAAUAAUAACCCCGGAAAGACCCCCAUUAUGUGUGCCUACAAACUCUGCAAAGUAGAGUUUCGCUAUUGGGGCAUGCAGUCCAAAAUCGAACGCUUCAUACAUGAUGUUGGUCUGAGGAAGGUGAUGGUGCGUGCUCACCGACAGGCCUGGUGUUGGCAGGAUGAGUGGUAUGGUCUCACCAUUGAGGACAUCAGGCAGCUUGAACUGGAAACCCAGCUGGCCUUGGCCAGGACGAUGGCUCAGUUUUGUCAAGCAGAGGAGGCUACUGAAGCUAGCGAAUGCGUGCCAUCUCCAGACAAAGACAAAGAGGUCAAAGAGGCAAUCAGCUCCAUUGAAGCAGAAGAGACUGAUGCUAGAUCUGCAGGAGAGACUCUUCAACCACGAGGUGUUCUCACCAAGCAGUGGUCCACUUCGUCCCGAUCCUCCCGUUCAUCCAAAAGAGGAGCAAGCCCCUCACGCCACAGCAUCUCAGAAUGGAGGAUGCAGAGUAUAGCCAGAGACUCGGACGACAGCUCGGAUGAGGAGUUCUUUGACGCUCCCGAGGAUUUUUCAGAUGGUGAGGAAGUCUUCCCAAAAGAAAUUACCAAAUGGAACUCCAAUGAUUUGAUGGACAAGAUUGAAGCUGCAGAAGAAACUCCUGAUGAGCUCCUGAAAGAAAUGACCUUGGAUUAUGAAAGAGCAGGAAGUGAGGACAGACUGGAUGAGAUCCGUGACUCUCUUAGUGGCCAAGCCGAUAGCUCUCCCAUUCCCACCAUCAUGGUAACAAGGCACCAGUCAGAGAGCUCCGUCCAGCAGUGUCUGCAGCCUUCCAAAACCCACGUGCUGAUCUUGGUCCUUCACGGUGGGAACAUCCUGGACACGGGCGGAGGGGACCAGAACAGCAAACAGGCCGACGUCAACACAAUUAGUACAGCUUUUGACACGGUCAUGCGUGUUCACUACCCCGCUGCGCUGGGACGCAUUGCCAUCCGCUUGGUGCCCUGCCCUGCCAUCUGUGCCGAGGCUUUCUCCUUGGUGUCUAACCUCAGCCCUUACAGCUAUGAUGAAAGCUGUCUUUGCAGCAGCCAAGACCACAUCCCGCUGGCAGCUCUGCCCCUGUUGGCUACCUCGUCUCCACAGUACCAGGACGCCGUCGCCACAGUCAUCGUCCGGGCAAACCAGGUUUAUGCUGACUUUAUAAAGUCUUUGGAUGGGGCUGCCUUCUCGGGCCAGGUGUGCCUCAUAGGGGAUUGUGUUGGAGGAAUCUUGGGGUUUGAUGCCCUGUGCAAUAGUAACCCCACAGUAAACGAAAGCCAAAACAGCAGUCGCAGGGGCAGCGUGAUCAGUGUACAGGACCAGGACCUCCUCUCCCCUGGCAUCAUUGUCAACAGCGUACAUGGCUCAGCAUCUCCAACGCUGGAGGGCAGCCGCCACCUCAGUCGCAGUAACAUUGAUAUUCCUCGUGCCAGUGUGGGGGACGAAAUGAAGAGGCAACUGCCGCGCAAGAGGAGCGACUCCUCCACCUACGAACUGGACACGAUCAAGCAACAUCAAGCUUUCUUGUCCAGAUUUCUGUUUUGUCUCUCCAGCUUACACUCCAGUGUUUUGCGUAGUGACGCCACCUCACGCAGGUCGAGCAGCAGCACCAUGCUGGACGGAUCUUCUGUGGGGAAGUUUGACUUUGAGGUGUCAGACUUUUUCCUCUUCGGCUCCCCUUUGGGCUUGGUUUUAGCCCUACGGAAGACUGUCAUUCCAGUGUUGGAUGUGGCCCAGCUGCGGCCUGCUUGUCAGCAGGUUUAUAACUUGUUCCACCCAGCUGAUCCGUCAGCGUCCCGCUUGGAGCCCCUACUGGAGAGGAAAUUUCACCUUCUCCCUCCCUUUAAUGUACCUCGUUAUCAACGCUUUCCCCUUGGAGAUGGAAACUCUGCUCUGCUCGUGGAGACAGUCCAGAGCAACGCACAGCUGCUGCUUGACAGCGGGCCCCCCUUGUCCUUUCGCUGUCAGGAGACCAUCAGUGAGACCUGCAUUCCUGUGCCCGUGCUAAACUGGCAAGAGGGCUGCCUCAAAGCCACACCCGCCUUUAUGGAGUCGGAUGUUGUUCAGUCUCAUGGUGGUGUCUUCAUGGACAGUUCGUACCCCUCAUCCCCUGUAACAGGCCCCCUCUCCCGGGGCCAGCGGAGGGCCAGUGAGGUCAGCAUUGCCAGCCAGGUCUCAGGAAUGGCAGACAGUUACACUGCCACCAACAUAGCCAACACAAAACCAGACCAGAAUAAACAAUCAAAAACCUUCAGUUUCUUGUCUUUCCUCGCCAUACCCCAAAACAAAUUCUCCAUGAGGAGUCCUCCAAAGUCCUGUAAAAAAGCAGAGGUUGACCGGGCUGUGGGAUCUUCUGAUGCAGAACUAGAGCUGGAUGCUGAGGCAAACUCUUUUGACAGUCUGAGUCAAUCGUCCCACUAUGAGAGCUACCUGUCAGUGGGGCUGGACUGUGCUAUGUGUGACCUUGUAUCUCUGGACUCCCAAGUCGAUGAAGUUGCAGGACGUUGGUGGGGCACAAAAAGGCUGGACUUUGCCCUUUACUGCCCCGAUGCUCUGACUGCGUUUCCCACAGUAGCAUUGCCUCACCUUUUCCACGCUUCGUACUGGGAAUCCACAGAUGUUGUGUCUUUUCUCCUGAGACAGGUUAUGAGGCAUGAAAACUCCAGCAUUCUGGAGCUUGAUGGAAAGGAAGUGUCUGAAUUUACUCCAUCUAAACCUCGAGAGAAGUGGCUACGCAAGAGGACUCAUGUCAAGAUCAGGAAUGUGACCGCCAACCACCGUGUGAACGACGCCGUGUUUACAGAAGACAGCCAACAGAUCGUGACUGGCCGCUUCAUGUACGGCCCUCUGGACAUGGUAACUUUAGCCGGGGAAAAGGUUGACCUCCACAUCAUGACUCAGCCCCCCUCUGGGGAAUGGGUGUACUUCUGUACGGAGGUGACCAACAACAGUGGUCGGGUGUCUUUUGUCAUCCCAGAGGACAAGCGUCUGGGCAUCGGAGUCUAUCCGAUUAAAAUGGUUGUUAGAGGCGACCACACGUUUGCUGACAGCUACCUGACUGUUAUUCCCCGUGGCACAGAGUUUGUGGCAUUUAGCAUUGAUGGCUCAUUUGCUGCCAGUGUGUCCAUUAUGGGCAGUGAUCCCAAAGUGCGAGCAGGAGCUGUGGACGUCGUCAGGUACUGGCAGGAUUUGGGUUACUUGAUCAUUUAUGUUACUGGCCGUCCAGAUAUGCAGAAGCAGCGAGUCGUGGCAUGGCUUUCUCAACACAACUUCCCGCAUGGAAUCGUCUCUUUUUGUGACGGCCUAGUCCACGACCCGCUCAGACACAAGGCCAACUUCCUCAAAUCUCUGACAGAGGCUCAAAUGAAGAUUUACGUUGGCUAUGGAUCCAGCAAAGACAUCUCUGUCUACACCUCCAUUGGCCUCCUGCCCUCCCAGAUCUAUAUUGUCGGCAGACCAACUAAGAAGAUGCAGCACCAGUGUCAGUUCAUCACAGAGGGGUAUGCAGCUCAUUUGUCGCAGCUAGAGUACAGCCACCGUUCUCGGCCGGCCAAGUCCAGCAGCGCGCGCAUGGUCCUACGGAAAGGCAGCUUCGGUUUAGGUGCAAACAGUGACUUCCUGAGGAAGAGGAACCACUUGUUGCGCACGAUAUCUUCACAACCAGCCCCCAGCUCCCCGACCGGCAACAUCCACAACAGACCCGAGCGCACACAGAGCCAAUCGGACAGCGAGCGGCUGGAACGGGAGCGUCUGGAGCGCACUCACAGCCACACCCAGGGAGCUACUCAGCGCAGCAUGAGCAUCACAGCCAGCUGUUGGGGCCGCAGCAGCAGCACCAAGCUGGACCCGGGCUUGUUCAGCCCAAAGUGAGAAGUCCGAGACGACAGGAGAGGACUUGCUAAUGUGGCUUUAAAGAUGCAGCGCGCCAAAAAUAGACUAAAGUGACUGAAAAGACUGAAAAACUGCUGGUUGGCACUGGAAGGGUAUAUAGCACAAAGAUGUCUGGUGCUACUACCCCCCCCCACCACUAGAAAACAUACAUAUUCACCAUAAAUAUUUAAAGACCCCGUCGGAUUUGUCAACCCUGAAGUCUGACAAACAAAUAUCCACAUUAAGCUAAUAAUGUAGAGAUUGAGACUGUUUUUUUCUCAUGAAUAUUUAUCACCAUUAAAUAAAAGGUCAGUUCUCUUCCUCUAACAAGCUUUUAAGCUGGGGAUUGUUACAUGUAAAGCAUUUCUUUUCUCCUCAGCAAACAAGAAGAAGUUGUUACACACGGCUUGUAUCAGGAACAUUCACACAAUGACACUCCACUGCAGCAAACACGGCCAAUGCAAGCACAACAGCGGCGACAGACGUAAACAUCGUGUGUAGUACCUUUUAAGGUUUUUUUUUUAACGUGAUCAUCUGGUAUGAUCUGCCCUCAGAGCAAAGGCAGUGACUGUGGACACUGCAUUUCAUUUUUUUUAGAACUUGAUGCCAAAAUAAAUCUUAAAAGCACUGCAGUGUAUUUUCAGAAAUAAAAACAACUGAUUCAGUUAUUUAUAGGCCAAACAGACAUAAUCUGAUUAGUUAUUUAGAAUUUACAAACUGUAAAGGUCAAAGUGUUUAGGUUCCAGCUUUGUCUAUUUCUUUUCCUUCCUGUCAGACACAAAGACUUAUUGGAGCGUCGUGGGAAGCAAAUAGCUAAAUCCCCCUUUAAGCACGGAUGCAGCUGGAACUGCUCUUUGUAUUUUAUAGCAUUGAUCGUCCUCCGUGUGACGCAGCUGUGGAGAAAACUGCUACCUCUGCACACUGAACGUGCCAGAGCAAAACAGCCCAGAAUAUGUGAGCAGAGAGACGUGUGUGAAAAUUGAAUUGGGUACGAUGCCACCAAAAGUCUUGUACAUAAUCGUUCCAUUACAGUGCAGAUCUGGUAUCUAGUUUGCUGAAAACCAGUUUAAAGUGUCUUAUUUACUCUGGAGGUGAACAGCAGAUCAUUCAGGACAUGUUUUACUGAUAAGUGAAUAUUGCUAUUUAAGGUUUGAGCUAUUUUUAAACAUUGAUUUUGUGAACAAAAUGUGUUUUAAGAUUACUUUUUGCUAUGUGGUGUACUUAUUUUUCCUUCCAAUUCAAGUUGCAGCCGCCAAAAUGCAAAGUUUUUCAUGGAACAGUAUUGUAUUUGUAUUAUUCUGGCAAAUUAAUAUCAUUGUAUCAACUUCUUAUGUCAUAUUAAUGUAUGUUUCUUAUUACUAGGUAUUUUUGGAAAUUUGGGGUUUGGCUUCUUUCUGAUUAUCCCUGAACUGUAAAUGAGGCAUUGAAUGUUCUCUUAGAGAUAAUCUAAUUUCUAGGUUUUGGUUUUUUUUGCUCUGCUACACCUUUAGAGGAGAAAAAUGUGCAAACUGUAAAUCCUGUACGAUAUUUUGUUGAAAUUAGGAAUACGAGCUGAGACCUGCCUUAUGCUAGCAGCUGUUUAUUUCAAGGAAAUGGGUGAAAACACAGAGACUGUUUUUCAGGUGAUGGUGAGGAUGUGUCCCUUUAACAGACUGGCGCAGAGUUGACUGUAGUGGACCAAAAUGGGCUCAAACACAAAAGGGAAUUGUGCAAUAUUCGCCAGAUAAAACCAGCCGUUUAAAAAAAAACAUCACGGUGAACUGACAAUCAGAAGAGCCGGCUUAUAUUCUCCAAAAGUCAAACUGCAGAGGGUGUUGCUCUUAUACUCCUCAAAAAAAAGAACAUAACACUGGCCUGUGGAAUGUCACAUUUAGGUGAGCAGUUCACACAUAGAAAAAUUCUACCAAACUUGUGAAAAGUUGCAUAUUUGAGGCUAAAAUGUAUUACUUUUUUAGUCCAACGUGUGCAUCGGUGAGGAAUUACAUUGUUAUGCUUUAACAUCUCCCUACAGCCUCUUUAAAUGGAUUCUGCAAACCAUGCUAACCAAGACCCCCUCAGCAUUUGGACCCGUCUAAAUGUUAGCAUGAAACCCAGAGACUUUGGAAAGCUGCUAGUUAAAAUAAAAACGGCUGGUUAUGCAUUCAAACAAAAAAAA